Messenger RNA from Ceratitis capitata (Mediterranean fruit fly), 1622 nucleotides. RefSeq names its product synaptosomal-associated protein 29 (gene Snap29). Gene Ontology annotation, biological process: synaptic vesicle priming; exocytosis; synaptic vesicle fusion to presynaptic active zone membrane. The record is from RefSeq and is a predicted model, not a curated record. Gene Ontology annotation, cellular component: plasma membrane; SNARE complex. The coding region runs from base 477 to 1328 and encodes 283 amino acids. Lineage: Eukaryota; Metazoa; Arthropoda; Insecta; Diptera; Tephritidae. Gene Ontology annotation, molecular function: SNAP receptor activity; syntaxin binding. The transcript is spliced from 3 exons.
CAGAGCCGCAAGUAAUGAUGGAUUCAUCGUCCUCCGUGAAUGUGAGACUGGUGUAACCAUUUGUAUGCGCAUAGCGCAAUGAGCUGCGCGAAUGAUUGCUUUGGCGCCAAAACAGUGUUGGUCAAGCAGCUGCCAAACGAAUCAAAACCAAAACAAGAUUAGAGUUGCAAGUGAACAUUUAUUUCAGUUAAAAUCACCCGCCGUAUGGCAACAUAAAUCAGCUGUGAAAUUUUUUUCUUGGUUCUCGGAAUGACGUUUCUCGAAAAGGGGCAGUAGUUCAGUGAAAAAUUUUAUUGUUUUUAUUUGUGUAAAAUUAAAACAGUGUAAAAUAACAAAUUAGUUUGAUUCUUUAAAUAUUGGAAAAAAAAUAUUGUAAAAAUAUUUAAAAAAUUCAACAAAAGUAUUUAAAAAACUCGUAAAUUUGUUUGUGUAGAUCUAAAAGCUUAGAUACAUUAAAAAACGCAUAGUAGAAAGUCAUGGCUGAUAAUUACUUAAAGCCUGUACAUAAUCACUUCGAUUUAACUGCUGCUGACCUAGAAGAUGUGGAAGAUGACAUAUUUUUGAAUAACUCGCGUUCGAAUAGCACAACUUCUGGACGUAGCAGUGGCGUUGGUGCUCGCAGUACGAAUCCAUUCGAUGAGCCCAGUGAUCCACUACAAAUGUACGCAGAGCGACGUAGGGAAAUUGAGCAACGCUCACUAGACUCUACACAAAGAAGUUUAAAUUUGUUGUAUAACACGGAGGAUGUGGGCAAAGCCACUGCAGCCGAAUUGGCGAAACAACGUGAACAAUUAGAAAAUACUACACGUCAAUUGGACGAAAUCAAUUCAACACUACGUUUCAGUCAACGCCAUUUGAAUGGACUGAAAAGCGUUUUUGGUGGACUCAAAAAUUACUUGUCCGGUAAUCGUGAUGUACCGCUAACGCACACUCCAAGCGCACAAAGUGUACCGACACAAAGUGGGCAACAGUGGCAGCAACCACACGAAACAGGUGCUACCAGUAGUAAAUCACCAACAGCCAUGUCACCGACAGAACGUUAUGAUGAUCAUCCCAUCAGUCGUUUGCGUGAUGAUUCCAGUGCAUAUAAGCAGCGCGAGCAAGUUCAGACACAGCGACGCAACAAUCCAUUCGAACAACAACUGGAAUCGAAUUUAGAUGAAAUGUGUGAUAAUUUGUCACGUUUAAAAUUUCUUGCCACAGAUUUACAUAGUGAAAUUGAAUCGCAAAAUGAAUUGCUGGACAAUAUGAAUUAUAAGAUUGAAGAUGUCGAUUUGAAGAUGAAUAAGCAAAACAAGGAAAUGAACAAAUUGCUCGGCAAAAAGUAGAGAGCGAAAUGAAAACAAUUAACCAAAGCGAUUGUACUAAAAUUCUUAUUUUAUACAUUCUAAAUAUCCAUAUGUAUGUAUUCGAUUUAGAUUUUAUAUGCUGUACAUACAAAUGAAAUACAUACAUCUAUUAGUUUUUAAGUAAAAUAUAUUUUCCUGCUUAGUAUUCAUACUACUAUUUUAAGAGAUCUUUAAAUGUAUGUCGGUUAUUCCGUUUGGUUACACAUUUCUUAUGACAUAAAAUAUGAAUCUUGGAGAAUCAAAAAAUAUUGAAUUAUUAAAAUCUUAAGCAUA